CGUUUUGCAAGUCUGACGAGAUCUUCUUUCUCUUCGGGGACGCACUGUGUGCUGCAGUUCCUGCAGAGAAAGGCGAGAGAAAUCUAAAGCCGCAGGGGAGAAUACGGGGCUUUCUUCUUCUUCUCCUCUGCAAACCUUUCUUCUUCCUCAACUUGUAAAGAUGCUCUCCUCAACACACAGGUCAUGCGUUUGAGAUGCCCUUCUCCUCGGGGGUCUCAGGCACCCGCCUUUCCCUGGUCCUCUUGAUGUCGCUUUCAUUUGCUCGUUUCUCGCGUUCGCGCCCUUCGUUGUUUGGGGAACCGACGCGUAGAGACAGAAGAUCUCAGGGAGAGAACUCGGCGUCGGUGCCGGUGCUCCGCUUGUCUCCUAGGCUUCCCUUGAAACACGGACUUCUUCUUUUUCAACUUUUUCUUCUCCUCCCUAUCCUCCUUCUUCUCGCUCUUCGAAGCUAUAAGAUGCUGCCGUAUCAGCAGAACGCGUCAGGGCCACCGUCGUGGACUUCUUCUGCAGUUUCUUCUGCAGUUUCUUCUGCUCCGCUCUUCUCUUCUUCUCCCGCGUCUCCGCCGCAAGUUCCGUCUGCUUCGUCGACGGUGGCGUCUUUGCCGGUGUCCUUCCACGGACCCACCGUCGUGCUGUCUUCCUCUCGACGUCCUGCGCUCUUCUCUGUGCCUUCCCUACCUCUGCAGCAUUUCCUCCGCGCGAGCAUGCAGCGCCUCGCGGCUCCGAGCCUCUCUGGGCCGCCGGCGCGUUGGCGAGACGAGGGCCGCGUCUCUCCCGAGAAAACUCUGCAGGUGCAGCUGCUCAUGCAGCAAUUUCGAGACGGACAGCUAAACGACGAGCAACUCAAGGCGCGUCUUGCCAUCAUCCUCGGCAGAGAUCUUUUUCAGUUGCUGUCCGACGAAUUCCUCGCCAUGUAUGCUUCUCAACUCACCCCCAUCCCUUCGCCUUCUCCCAGUCCUCCCUCUGCGCCCUUCCCUGUUGCCCAGCGUUCCCCCCACUCCUCUUCUUCUCUCCCUCCUCCUUCUUCGUCUUCUUCUUCGCCUGCGCUCCCUCCUCCUUCUUCUUCGUCUUCUUCUUCGCCUGCUCUCCCUCCUCCUUCUUCUUCGUCUUCUUCUUCGCCUUCGCUCCCUCCUCCUUCUUCUUCGUCUUCUUCUUCGCCUUCGCUCCCUCCUCCUUCCUCUUCAUCUUCUUCUUCGCCUGCUCUCCCUCCUCCUUCUUCUUCGUCUUCUUCUUCGCCUUCGCUCCCUCCUCCUUCCUCUUCAUCUUCUUCUUCGCCUGCUCUCCCUCCUUCUUCUUCGUCUUCUUCUGUCGCUGGGACAGGCCUCACUCCUCCGUCGAGCGCGGAGUCUGCCGCCAGUGGCCAGCCGCUCCAAGGCCGAGAAGAAGGAGGAUGUGCGUCUCUCGUUUCUUCUUCUCCUUCGCAGCUGACAACGCAUGCAGUUGGCGGGCCUGGCUGCGAUGCCGAGAAGAAGCGGGAGGGGCAGGAGACAGACGCUCGCGAGAGUAGAGGCUCUUGCCAGGAGGAGAGGGGAACUCCGACGAAGACGAGUGACAGAGAAGGAAGACGCGCUUCGGAGAUGAAGACUGGGUCGCCGUCUCCGAGUCAGAGCACCCCGCCGAAAACAGGCAGCGCCUCGCCUUUUCCGUUGGAACCUGGAAUGUAUGCAUUGUCCCCCGCGCCCUCGACCGGAAGCUCGGUGGUCACAGUUUCUCCUGUGAAGUCUGGCAAGACGAAGAAGGAAGGAACUUCGCGCAGAGGCGCGAAAGCGAGUGCAGUGCCUAACCUCGUUCCUGGAGUGCGUCUGGCUGUGUCCGCGGGCGACGAGGGAAAGGCAGAACUCCUCGGAUUGCAGGGUGUCUCUCCACCCACCGAGGAGCGCUUCCCACCCCACACGGGCCCAGGUCUCGCUUUGUCGCGGCCGCCUUUCUCUUCGGCUUCGGGACCUGGCGGGGGGCUUGCGGGGCAGAGCGGCCUGUCUCCGGGGACCAACAGAACGGGCGCGGAGACAUCCGUGGGCAUUGUGGGGUUAGGGGGUCGCCUGGGGGCUCUCGCAGCUCCGCCGGCGUGUACGCUUCCGCGCGGAGGCCUGGGAGGCGCGCGCGGCCAGGUCGGCAGCGCCGCGCCGCUGUCAUCGGAGUACCGCGAAAACAUGAGUCCGUCUUGGUGGGUCGGCGCCGCUCUAGGCAGCGACGCCUGGCGACAGAUGGCCUCUUCCGCAGAAGUGAUUGAACUUGUCGAAAAGAAGAAACUCACCGAACAGUUCCGAACUCUCGAAGGACUCGUCGACCGCGCGGACUUUCUCGGUUCUCUGCGACUCCAAGGGCACGGACGUAGUGUCUUGCACUUUCUCGGCUUGUCGAUGCAAGACUUUCAACAAACUCUGUGGUCGCCCUCCUUUCCUCCCAUUCUCCCGCCGCGGCUUCCGACACCUGCUCCCCCCUCGUCCACCAACCACGAUGCUGCUGCUGCCGCGCGCUGCGAAGCGUCAAGACUCGAGGAACCGGAGAGUCUUUCUUCGUCCUCUGCUUUCGCUGGGGAGAGCUACGAGGCGAAAGCAGCUUCUUCCAGCUUCCGCUUUCCGCCACAACUCGUGUGGGAGCGACUGCGCCUUCUUCACCCUCCGCUGUUUUCGUCUCUCUCAGCUGUGGGGGAGAGGGCCGCUGACUCGAGUUCUUCUCUUCCCUGCACGGGGGGAGAUUCUCAGUCUCUCGGCGACGAGGAGUAUCAGCGACUGCUUCCUUCUUUCUCGCUGCUCGCAGCCAUCGCGCAAGAGCUUGAGAGCGACGGCACUCUCUCGCAAGCGGGGACGUCCUUCUCCGAAGGUUCCGCUCCCUUUCGCUCGCGAUCUUUUCUCGAGGAGCCGCGCCAGCCGGGAGAGACGAGAGAGGAAAAAGAAACGAAGGGGUGGCUGAAGAAGCCGCAGAAAGGUGAAGCAACACCGGACGUGAAGGGUGAAGGGAGCGCCGGAGAGGAGACGACUUGUCGAGAGAAGGGAACAGCCUCUUCAGCUGCAGAUACAGCUGCGGGGUCUGCGUCUCGCGGCGAGGGUGCAGAUGCUUCGUUCGCCUCGUUCGAUCCGUACUUUGGUCGCUCGCGUUUCGAUAGGUUUGGUCACUCGCAGAACGUGUGUGUGGGUUUGAGCGCCAUGGAUGAGGGCGCAGAAGGAAAAGAGGACUUCUCUUUCGCGCCUCUCCUGGUCGACAGAGAUGCCGUCGCAAACCUGGCGCAGGUCGCGCAUGCAGCGCUCAACAGCAUCCUCGCGAGCGCCUUGUCGGUCGCUCGGAGGAGAGAAGCGGAAGAACGAAAGGCCCAGGAAAAGACCACAGACGAGGCAGACGCGGGCGAACAGACGCUGCAGGAAGGAGCAGAAGAAAAGACGAAGGUGGACCGAGGAGAAGAGGCGCCGGAAGAAGACGAGGAGGCAGCGGAUGCAUGCAGGCGACGGGGACGAGGAGACGGCAGCCGAGGACGGGUCGACGAGGGGAGCAGCGACGACGAGACGAAGGAGGAAGAGAAACGAAAAGCUCAAAGAGAAAAUGAGUUCGGGGACAGGUCCAGCGAGGAAGAAGACGAAGGCGGCGAAAAGAAGGAAUCGGACGAGCCGGUAGCGUUCGCGAGAGCCGGCCUGGGGAAAUGCCGCCCACGCCAUCUUUGGAAACCUGAAGGAGCGCCCGAGUCUGAAAAAGAGGAUGAGAAAUGCGGGGGAGAGACUGAGGCGAAGACGGACAGCUGGUGCGCAGAAGCGAAAGACACCCAAGACGCUAGUCGGUCUCCGAACGCCGAGCCAGACGCUACGCAUGCGCGUGCAGACGCGAGUUCCUCCGAGUCGGUGGGCGACGGUGAACGCGCAGAAAAAAAGAAAAAAACGCGCAUCACCGUCAGUGACAUUUUGCGCGCCCUCGAACUCCAUGGCGGCUCAAUCGGAUCUCUUCUCAAGGCCGCCGAGCAGAGAAAACGAAGACGAGAAGAAGAAGAAGUGAUCCACUGCUUGCGAGCGGGCACCACACGCCAAAAGGUGCAAUGACACUCUCGUUCGUCGCCAUUUGUCAUGUCAACAGCUUCCGACAGUCUUUUUCUCAGACACCCAGACACGGCGGACGCGGACUGCGGUGUCUUCUCACAACAAAGGACAUGCAUUUAACAAGUUCUCUAAAGAUGGAAAUAGUCUCACAUGCACAUGAAUAUAUAUACAUAUAUGUAUAUAUAUAUAUAUAUAUGUGCAUAUAUAAAUGCAUACCUAUAUGUGUGUACAUAUGUGCGUAUAUAUAAACGCAUGUUUAUUUGUGUAACGGCGCAUCACAUAUGCAGAAACAGAGACAGGGGGGGCGAGCGCUUGAGUUAUCUGUGAGGAGGAUGUCCCUUCAAAGUUUGGAUGUGCGGCGAUGUUUUGUUUUCCUCCCGGCAAUCUCGGCUAGCUCGGUUGCUUCUCGCUGCGUUUCCUGACCGUCCACGUUGUCCGGAUCAGGAUCGUUUCGGCGAUUGGUUGCGGGUCGUUCCUCGCACGCCGCGUCACUUCCUGUUUGUCUGUGUGGGAAGCCCGUCGCCUUUGCCCUGAGACAACGGGGAGGGCGUUGUGGUGGUUCAAGUGUUUGUUGAUUUUUUGGGAUGCGCCGACAUUCUACAGAAAGGUUUCGUUGCUCUGUGUCAAAACGAUUCCGCGA
Toxoplasma gondii ME49 is the source of this 4662-nucleotide messenger RNA. RefSeq lists its product as hypothetical. Lineage: Eukaryota; Apicomplexa; Conoidasida; Eucoccidiorida; Sarcocystidae. The record is from RefSeq and is a predicted model, not a curated record. The coding region runs from base 195 to 4025 and encodes 1276 amino acids. The transcript is spliced from 7 exons.